This is a messenger RNA of Nerophis lumbriciformis (worm pipefish), 1569 nucleotides long. NCBI's taxonomy places the organism in Eukaryota, Metazoa, Chordata, Actinopteri, Syngnathiformes, Syngnathidae. The record is from RefSeq and is a predicted model, not a curated record.
AUGGAGACAUUGGGAGACCUUUUGCAGCCAAGCUCUGCUUCCUGCAUAUCGCUAGCUGUUUCAGCAUCUCAGGAAAGGAGGAUCAGCAGCCAGCAGAUUGCAUGUACGGCAGAUGAGGUUGUAUGCACACCGCAGGUAGACAUGGGAAUCAAUGGCUUGUGCAGGGUGCCAGUAGGGGGUCCAACCGCCGCUGAGUUCCUGACCAGUCUCGCCUCUCAAAGCGACCCCCGUGGACAUCCAACCCCGAUCAAACAAUGCAGAACUGGUUUGCCGCUUUAUAACGGUAGUUUGGCCUCUUUGUCAAUGGAAGGAACCCCCGCGAGCGUUUUGGCCCACACACCAAACCCGGAACCAAUGAAGGGGAAUGCUGGGCCCCCUGUGUGCCCCCUCACCAGCAGGGCCCGGCUGUUAGAGAAUUCGGACCCUACUAUAUCAAGGAGAAUCAGUAAUGACUCAAGAGCUAAACGGCAACAACAAAACAGAGAUGGGGAGAAUCAGGACUUUGGUUCAGAGACUUAUAUUAGUUCAGCAUGGUCGGGGGAUUCUGUGGACACAGUUUUUAACUCAGGGGAGUCUGACUUGAAGCGAAGGAGAUUGGCUGAUGGAAGUAUUACUCAUCAUUUUUCAGGUGCCACACUGAAUGCCGAUUGCAGUAGGAGUUGCAAUGGUGACGAGGUAGUUAACAGUCACUCUUUCACUUCCCAAACAAUGUUGAGCCCUAUGAUCCUCCCACCCCAAAUUAUUCAGCACAACAUAUAUCAGCCAGUUACCACUGGCAUGCCCUAUGAUAACAGUCAGACCUCCUCACUGGAGACUAACGCAAUUCCAACACCUCCACCAUCAGAAGUGUCUGUCUGGUCAGCAGAGCGUGUCGCUAUUCAGUACAUCAUUCCCUGCAUGAAGUACUAUGGCAUAUGCGUUAAGGACAAUUUUCUUGGUCCUUUAUUGGGUGAAAGUGUCUUGAAAGAGGUCGAAGUCUUAAACCAGAGUGGAAAAUUCCAGGGUGGGCAGCUGGUAAGCCAAAGGGGCAUUCCGUCUCGGCGCAUCCGGGGUGACCAGAUUGCCUGGGUGGAAGGACACGAGCAAGGGUGUGAAAACAUCGGGACUCUGAUGUCGUACAUCGACGAGGCCAUUAUGCACAGCGCGGCCAAUGGACAGCUGGGGGACUGUGUCAUCAAUGGACGGACUAAGGCCAUGGUUGCCUGUUACCCCGGUAAAGGUGCAGGAUAUGUCCGCCAUGUGGAUAACCCUAACGGCGAUGGACGCUGCAUCACAUGCAUCUACUAUCUUAACAAGGGAUGGAAUGUUCAGACACAAGGAGGGGUGCUGCAGAUCUUCCCCGAGGGCAAAAAUGUGGUGGCAAACAUUGAACCCUUGUUUGACCGACUGCUCAUCUUCUGGUCAGACCGCCGCAACCCACAUGAAGUCAAGCCGGCCUACACCACUCGCUAUGCUAUCACAGUAUGGUACUUUGAUGCCAAAGAAAGGGCAGAAGCAAAAGAGAAAUACAGGCUAGCAACAGGACAGAAAGGUGUUCAAGUGCCUGUCAGUCAGAACAGCAGGACAUGA